Molecule: messenger RNA, 3212 nt
Organism: Rhinolophus ferrumequinum (greater horseshoe bat)
Lineage: Eukaryota; Metazoa; Chordata; Mammalia; Chiroptera; Rhinolophidae
Gene: KCNMB1
Product: potassium calcium-activated channel subfamily M regulatory beta subunit 1
Exons: 4
Coding region: 430-1005 (191 amino acids)
Biological process (GO): detection of calcium ion; potassium ion transport
Cellular component (GO): membrane; voltage-gated potassium channel complex
Molecular function (GO): calcium-activated potassium channel activity; potassium channel regulator activity
Source: RefSeq, a predicted model, not a curated record
CUCUGCCAGCCCACAGACCGAGUGAAGAAGAAAUGUUUCCAAGUACAGCAGGAUGGUCUUUCCUGGCUUCUCAGUUUUGCAGUCUGUUGUUGUUUGAAACUUGUUUCCCAGGAGACUCUGGGAAAUGCAGGUGCAGGGGCCUGGAAGCAGCUGCUGUCUUCCUUUCUCUGGGCUGGGUACCUGCUCUCAAGUUUAUGUCCUGGGGCUGUGUGCUCAGACUUGACCAUGUUUGGGCAUGGAGGCUUGUCCCAGAUGGGGACCAAAGGCAGCUUCCCUGGAGACAGAGGCGGGCUGGGAGCCUGAACUUCCUACUGGAGCUCAGGAGGCCUCUUUUGGGGUGGGGGCCAAGGGCCGGGCAGAUAGAACUUGUCCGCCUGCUGAAGACUCCAGGGCGCGGGGGAGAUUAAAUGAACGCCGUCCCUGGUGGAAAUGGGGAAGAAGCUGGUGAUGGCCCAGAGGCGGGGAGAGACUCGAGCCCUUUGUCUGGGUGCAGCCAUGGUGGUGUGUGCCGUCAUCACAUACUACAUCCUGGGCACGACCGUGCUGCCUCUCUACCAGAAAAGUGUGUGGACCCAGGAAUCCACGUGCCACUUGAUUGAGACCAACAUCAGGGACCAGCAGGAGCUGGAGGGCAAGAAGGUGGCCCAGUACCCGUGCCUGUGGGUCAAUGUGUCUGCAGUGGGUCGGUGGGCUGUGCUGUACCACACGGAGGACACUCGGGACCAGAACCAGCAGUGCUCCUACAUCCCAGGAAGCCUGGACAACUACCAGAUGGCCCGCGCCGACGUGGAGAAAGUCAGAGACAAAUUCCACGAGCAUCAGGUUUUCUACUGCUUCUCGACGACUCAGGAGAAUGAGACGAGCGUCCUGUACCGGCGCCUCUAUGGGCCGCAGACCCUCCUCUUCUCUCUCUUCUGGCCCACCUUCCUGUUGACUGGCGGCCUCCUCAUCAUCGCUAUGGUGAAAAUCAACCAGUCCCUCUCCAUCCUAGCAGCGCAGAAGUAGACUCGUCCAUGCCACAGCACUGCUCGGGCCGCAGGGGACUGGGGGGACCCCAGGCUGUGCCCAUGCCUCUUCCUCCUGCCUUCCCACUCUGCCCCCUGCAGACCAUCCUGUCUGCCAUUGCAUGGCUGCCCUUUGUUAAGUCAGGUCCUGCUCAAGAAUGUACAAUGGCUCCCGAGGGCCCCAGAGCACACGAGACCAACCAGUGACAGCUCUCCAUGACCUGUCCUCACUCAACGAAUUCAAACCCAUGUCCUGCUGCACCACUAACUGCCCACAGACGAUGAUUCUUCCUCUGCCGUGGUUGGCUCAAAGGCCUGUCUGUCUUGCCCAAAAUGCCGUCCCUGGCAAAGUCCCUUCUUUGAAUUUCAUAAGGAAUCCAGCAGCGGCUCCCAUGUAUACAGCACAUUUAGAAUAUCUCUUGCUUUUAGGUCACUAAGUGCCAUAUAUAUAUAUAUAUAUAUAUAUAUAUAUAUAUAUAUAUACAUAUAUACAUAUAUAUAUGUAUAUACAUACACACACACACACACACACACAUAUACAUUUAAUCCAAUAUUAACAAACAUAUAAAAAAUAACAAGAGGAAAAGUGUUGCAACCGUGGAAUCCACUGGUGCCCUCAGGCAGGUCAGGGAUCUGAGAGGUGGGUAUUUAGAAUCAGCACCAACACCUGUCACGUCCAACCAGAGCCUUGAUGCUUCCCCACACCUUCCAGGCCCUUAUCUGCGGACAUUCCUUCCCAGGGGACACAGCACAUCGUUCCCACAGUCUCUCUCUCUCCGGGGUCAGGGCAGUGAAAAGUCCUCCCAGUGUUUUAAGACCAACUGUCAUAUUGUACUAUCUUUCUGCAAGGUGUCGCCAUUGGGGGAAUUAGGUAACAGGUACGUGGGAUCUCUUUAUUAUUUCUUAUAACUAACGGCAGGUGAAUCUGCAAUUAUCUCAGAAACUCAAGUUUAAUUUUAACAAGAGAAAAAAGAGGAAGUCCUUGCCAUGAGGCUCAAUGAUAGAGGCUCCUUUGCCCAUGGUUUUCAUGCACCUGCAUUUAGGGCAACAAUAUGCAGAAACUCAGAAUAUCCAGGGGGGAAGCCAUAUCCCCCUAGAAAGCGUGGUUCCUGGGGAUGCCCAGACCACUGUCCCACGCGUUAUUGCCAUGACCUUCGUUCACGUGAAGCAAAUACCCUCCUGCCAACAGGGAUUGGCCUUCUUCUGUCAGAUCCCACACGUGCCUGCUGCUCACAGAACAUCAUGCGCAGGACGAGCGUGAAAUAAUGGGCAUUUGCGCGUGAUGGACACUGAGGCAAAAUGUUUUUUUGGAAUAAUGGCUGCCUGGGCACAGAGAGCCCUCAUUAGUUCUUAAUAAAUCACUCUGCUAAUGAGUGUCGAGUUCUCGCACUGUUUUUGCUUUUCGUCCCGUGGACAGGUGACUCACAUCUGGAGAGGAGUACGUGCGUCCAGCGCCAUGUCCCUCCCUGGGAACUCAGACAGGAAAGGGGGUGGGGAGGGCAGAGAUGGCUGAGACCCAGCCUCCGCCUUCACGGAGCUUCUCAUCUGCUUGCCGCUCUCCCUCCCUGACCCCUCCCCACGAUAUUAAGAUCUUCCUUCCUCACAGCACAGGACCUAAUAUAUGCAAAUUCAACAUAGGCAAUACAAAAUAUCCAUCAAUCCUCAUUCUUGUGACAUGCAAAUGAUGCCAGCCCCUCCUCUCUCGGAACCAACAAGUCAUCCAAACUUUCUCCUAAUUUCAAAACUCCUUGCGUGAGUGGUUUGUAAACGGCAUUCACCCUAUUGCUAACUGGCAGUGCAGCCUGGUGCACAAGGAUAUCCGACGUCCUUUAAAUUAGCCUUGCAUUGGGGCGAGUUUGAAUUAUAUGAAAUAUCUGCAGAGGUACUGUUUGAACCAAGUUCAGCUGUCCUGGACCUCACAGACACUGUUCUUUCACAUGGAGGGACAAGAGGAAGAGCAAAGGCAGAUCAGAAAGGCACAGACAUUCACACAGUGCAGCACAGCGUUUCUCAAAGUGGGACCUUCCAGGGUCAAAACUCUUUUCCUAAUAAUGCUAAGAUGCGACUCGCCUUUUCCACUCUCUUUCCCUUUCCAGCACACGGAGAACUUUUCAGACUUUAUAUCACAACAGAAUGACUGCAGAAGCAGAUCUGAGAAUUUAGAUGUCUUCUAGUAAGCCAGCAAUGAAAGAGAUUUGCAAAAAUGUA